AUGGCCAUACAAAAAUCUCUCUCCCUCGCUUUUCUCCUCUUUUUCGUACCCUUUCUUUCUUCUUCCAAUGCAACAAUAUCAUCUGCAACAGCAGGACUGCCAGAAGCAGAGGCUCUCCUGAAAUGGAAAGCCAGCCUCUCACCAGCACAAGUUCUCCACUCAUGGUCACUUCCUGCUACUAAUGCCAGCACCAACACCGUAUCUCCAUGCAAAUGGACUGGGAUCUCAUGCAACAGCCUUGGAAGUGUAACAGAGAUAAGCCUACCGAGUGCAGGCUUGCAGGGUAAGCUCGACAACUUGAGCUUCCCCUCAUUUCCAAACCUCGUUCAUCUCAAUCUCAGUGGCAACACUCUCACUGGUACCAUCCCAGCUCAUAUAGGCGCUCUUUAUAAACUCAUGUCCCUUGAUCUGUCUGCAAAUAGUAUAAGUGGAUCAAUACCCCUAGAUAUAGGGAAUCUUGUGAAUUUGAAUGAGCUAGACUUGUCCAUUAACCACCUAGAUGCUUCUAUCCCUUCCACUUUAGGGAACUUGUCAAAUCUUUCCAUCUUGUACCUGGACCAAAAUCGAAUCUCUGGCUCCAUUCCUCCACAAAUUGGGAAUCUAAAAGAUCUGGUUGAGUUGUCAUUGUUCCAGAACAAUCUGACCGGUCCAAUUCCUCCUGCUUUGGGGAAUUUAAUGAGUCUCAAUAGGUUAGCAUUGUACCAUAACAAUCUGACUGGUCCCAUCCCUCCUGCUUUGGGUAAUUUGAGAAACCUUACAGACUUGCUCCUCUACAGCAAUCAAUUUUCUGGUUCAAUUCCUCCACAAUUUGGGAAUUUAAUGAAUCUCAACAGGCUUGUUCUGUCAGAUAACAUUCUAACAGGUUCUAUCCCUUCUACUUUAGGGAACUUGACAAAGCUGACAUACCUCUCCCUCUUUCAAAAUCAAAUUUCUAGUUCUAUUCCUCCGGAACUAGGGAAUUUAAUGAGUCUCAAUACGUUAGCAUUGUACCAUAACAAUCUGACUGGUCCCAUCCCUCCUGCUUUGGAUCUCUUCACGUCUUCAAUGCUGUUGGCAACCAUUUCACUGGUGAGAUCCCAAAAGGCAUCAGAAAUUGCACUAGCUUAA
This is a messenger RNA of Magnolia sinica, 1107 nucleotides long. Its product is annotated as probable leucine-rich repeat receptor-like protein kinase At1g35710. The record is from RefSeq and is a predicted model, not a curated record. Lineage: Eukaryota; Viridiplantae; Streptophyta; Magnoliopsida; Magnoliales; Magnoliaceae. The transcript is spliced from 4 exons. Gene Ontology annotation, molecular function: protein binding. The coding region runs from base 1 to 1107 and encodes 368 amino acids.